Molecule: messenger RNA, 1158 nt
Organism: Triticum dicoccoides
Lineage: Eukaryota; Viridiplantae; Streptophyta; Magnoliopsida; Poales; Poaceae
Exons: 4
Coding region: 69-959 (296 amino acids)
Source: RefSeq, a predicted model, not a curated record
CCGAUGGUCUGACCCAAACCAGAGUCAUCGCCACGAAGCGAACGCAAACUCAACCAACUCGUGCGAGGAUGGCGCACGCUCUCGCCCGGGCGCUCCGCUCGCUGCUCGCCAGAUGCUCGACCAAAUGUCCCUGCGCCGCCGUGGCUGCCGCUUCCUCGUCCUGCCUCCGCAGCGCCGUUCCGCGCGCUUCCUACGCCGCCUGCCCCAGGAGCAUCCUUCCUACUUCAUGCGGGGGGGCCGUACCUGCGGCGCAGACGCGCUUCCUGGCGAGUACAGCGGGCCCUGGCCCAGGCGACGAGGGCUCGGGGGAGGAGGAGGAGGAGGAGUCUAUGGCGGAGUGGGAAGAGGAUGAAGACGAUGGGGCCGAUGCUGAGAUCGGUGAUGGCGGCAACGGCGGCGGCGUCGCCCUGCGGGACGUCAAGUGGGGCGCGCGCGCUCUUGCGGCGGCCGAGGAGGUUCUUGGCGAGCACUUUGGCGAUGACAUUGCCAUGUUCGCCUUCAAGGUGUCGCCCAAGGGGUACGUCUACGUGCGGCUGGACAAGCUCACCAACAGGUAUGGGUGCCCUGGUAUAGAGGAAAUAGAGAAUUUCAAUAGACUCUAUAAGCAGAAAUUGGAUGAGAUAAUUGAAAGAGGCGAAAUACCCCUCGACCUGGCUCUUGAGAUCUCAUCACCAGGAGCAGAGCGACUUCUGAAGGUGCCGGGUGAUCUGGAUCGCUUCAAAGAUAUGGCAAUGAGGGUACAAUACCAUGCUGAAGGUGAUGGCCUUAUUUCGGAUCAGAUGGAUGGUAUCUUCAUGCUUGAGUCAGUAGACAUUCAGGCAGAACACUGUGUUUGGAAGCUCGCGGACGUCAGCGAGAACCGAGCUGGGAAAGGGAGGCCGUUGAACAGGAAACAGAAAGAUUGGAGGCUGCAAACCUCAUUUGAUGCAGUGAUGAAGGCAACCCUAUACUUGGACUGAAAACAUUAGAAAGAUCAACAACUUGAUAAUAGUAGUCUGGUUAGAGCUCUAAGUGAUGUGAUGAACAUCAUGUAACACUGGCAAAAGCUUGUUCAUUUUGGGAACUGCAUCCCGGAAUUCUGGAGCAGGUUGUAUCGUACGACACAGAUAUCUGAUAACUGCCAGAACACAUAAUAGUGUGACAUUAUGUUUCAGGGCC